Molecule: messenger RNA, 3346 nt
Organism: Schistosoma margrebowiei
Lineage: Eukaryota; Metazoa; Platyhelminthes; Trematoda; Strigeidida; Schistosomatidae
Source: the annotation of a GenBank genome assembly
GUUGCUGAGAAGUUAACAGGUUGUGUAAUUCUAUGUGACUCAAUAACUCAGCUCAAAUUAUCUUUUCAAGUAACUUACCUACUAUUCUGGUUAGACUGACAGGUCAACAGUUUGAUACGAUCAGUUUCUGACCAUCUUUAAAUAUAGUGCUAACUACAGUGUCUUUUCACUCUCUAGGAUGUUGAGUGUGGGUUAAGGGACAUGUUAACGAGUAUCGCGAGUGACCUUGAAAUGUCUACGAGAAAUGACAGCAGUUGGGGAUGUAACUCAUCAAGACCACGUAUCUCAAACCUAUGGUAUCAUGCUUGUUGCUUCCACAUCGUGGGUUAUAAGCCGACGCUGGAACUGAUUGGAUAAAGCUGUGGGGUGGUUAGUGUAUGAUAUGAUUUCGUGGUGUUAAAGGAAGCUUUAUAGGACUGGUUUCUUUUGGUUCUUUACGACUUUUUGGUUGGGCUCCUAGAGAUGGUGUAACUCGGUGGCUAGAGGCGUUAUCCGACAUGGCUCAGAAGAAAAUACCAGUGACGGCUCUGUUAUGGUUUUCAUUUUAUUUCUUUAAUAAUGGUGAGAAGGACAUUUAGUUGAAACAAUUCAUCGUGAUUACACUUUUUAAAAUUGAUUUGCUUCUCUUACUGCAAUCUAUUCUUAUUCGCUUAUUCCUAUUCAUUUAUUUGUUUCUGAUUACACUUCUCCAAUCCUCUUUGAUUUAAUCCGCUUUUUAUAAAAUAAUCAUCGAUGUUUGUUUUCUGAUACACCAACUAAUAUUAUUUUCAUUCAUCCUGAUUUCCGUUUCUUUCCUAAAUUACCUUUAUUGUUAUGUUGAUGUGUGGUGUGAGAACUUGAACUAAUGCAUAUUUAUUCCAGGUUUUACGGUGUCUUUGACGAACUGACAAAUAUGUGGCUGAGUACUGAGUAAGCAAGCUUUCUCUUAGUUACUAAGUUUGGUCACAUCCACCAGUUUGUUUAUGCGUCAAAGAUCCGAGUUACCUUUUUUCAAUCAAGAUAUGUUUUACAAUCUCCUAUUUCCGUUCAACUCCAUUCUCUUACCCUAAACUUGUCGUCGCAGAUAGAAAAAGCAUGCUGUCAACCUGAUUCUACAUUCUCGAGAUUCCUGUCAUCUACUCAUCGGACACUACUAGCUAAUCUGUUUUUAUGUCGUCACUCAGGAACAUUAAUCGUCCGUCGUUUACGUGAAAAAUAUUUCAGCUUACACCCAAACAUAAAGACAGAUUCUCGGUUGUUUAUAACUCAGAAAGUUUUACUUGGAGGGUCUUUAAUUUCAUUUGCUCAAGACAAAAUUACUGAUGAAGAGGUCCUAACCACUUUGAAAAGUUUUUCAAUAAAUGGUAAUUCAAAUAAUUCCAACAAAAUUAGUCCAUUUGUUGUUGUGGAAGAUGAUACUAGUGAAGAGGAUACCCAUUCACCAGUUGAAGAUCGUACAAGAAACGAGUGUUCUGAAUCAUGGGACCCACCACUGACUUUAAUGAUAAGGGAGAUACGUAAAACAUAUUUAAAUCGGACAUCAAUGUUUUCACGUCCUACAACGGAGCCAGUUGUCGUUGGUGAUUCUUGUAUAUCUGUUUGUGAUACAGAUCCUCAUGUAAAUGAAAUUUCAAAUGAAGAUAACUUUACUGCGUCUCUUUCGUCGUUGUUUAUGGAUUUAAAUAUUCAGCCAGAUGGAACAGGUUUUGUUGAUGAGUCGUGGGAACUUGUUUAUGAUCGAACAAAUAUGCGCGUUUGGCGUAGACCACUGAUGGUACCUCAAAUAAAUGGUGAAUGUAACCCCCCAAAAUCAAAUGUCAAGUACGAGUACCGAGUUUGUGGACAAUUUCGUGAUAUAUCAGCUUUAUCGUUUAUGGAAGUACAACUCAAUUUGGACUAUCGACGAAAAUGGGAUGAUAAGAUUGUAGAAUUGCAGUGUAUUACACCGAAUAACGAUACACAUAUUAAAGAUUUGGAUAUUAUUCGUUGGGUUGUACGUUUUCCAUUUCCUAUGGUCAAUCGAGAAUAUAUUUACGUACGACGUUGGUGGAUUCAACCUAAUGAAUUUUCUAUGAAUACCGAGAAAUCACUUGCAUUUCAUAAAGAUAAUCCUUCAGAAUCAAUUCUUUUAUCUCAAGACAGUACAACUCAGAACAUUUCUACUAGACGCUAUGCCUAUCUAAUUUCUCGAUGCUCAGCAGAUUUUAAAGAAAAAUGUAUCCAAUCUUCUGAUAUUUUUUCAGUAAAGUCUUCAUGGGAAAACAUAAGAAAACGAGACCUUGUUCAAGUACAUGAAUAUCAUUCUGAGAUGUUAAUUGAGUCACAUGGAGAAUUCAAUCAAAAUGGACUUAAUUACUAUUUAAUUUAUUAUGAUGAUCCGUGUCUUCCAAUUAAUGGAUCACCAAUAAAAUUAUUUUCUGUCAGAGCUAUUGAAGAAUUUAUGACAAAACUUCAUAAAGCUGCAUUACAAUUAUGUCUUGUAGGCUUACCUAUUGGUAUUCCUCCCAUAAUAUAUGAUAAUAAUAGUAAUAAUAAUAAUAACAAUAAUAAUACUAAUACUACUGAUAGCAAAAUAAAACUUAAUCCAAAUCCAGAUCUAUUCAAUGCAUCAAAGUUAAUACCACCAUCAUCAAUACCACCUACAACAAAGAAACAAUUCAGUGGUAAAAAAUUAAAUUCCUAUUUCUUCACUGAUCGUCAUCCUUCAGAAUUGAAUAAUAAUUACAUUGAUUCAACUGCAGCCGCCUUAUCCUAGUAAUAACAAUUCCCUUAUGUUUAUUUGUUUUGUUCUGUUUAACAGUAGACUCUUCUUUUUUUCUAGCGAGAGAAAUGUUUACUUCAAUAUUCCUUCUUUUUUCUCUUAAGUUAAGUAUUUAUAAAUAAGACAGAUGGCUGGUAUGUUUAUUACUACCAUUAAGGCGAAUACCAUUUCAUGCUCUCAAUAAAAGGGACUUUCGCUUUAUUUUUGAACAUACGUACCGGUUAUACACUUUGAAAUGUGAUUUUGAUAUAAACAGUUAUAAUCUUGUGAUUGAAGCAUAUAUGAGGUAGUCUCUAUGUAGUGUUAGUUUUGUCAUUUUGAUCUACCCAUCUUGUUUACUCAAUUGUAUCUAGACGCAUAGAAAUAGUUAGAUGAAUUGAUGUAUACAUUGAUAUAUAUAUAUAUAUAUAUAUAUAUAUAUAUAUAUAUAUAUAUAUAUAUAUAUAUAUAUAUAGAGAGAGAGAGAGAGAGAGAGAGCUAACAUCAAUGUAUUCACUUUUCACGUUCCUUUUCUUUGUAUAUGCAUAUUCUGUAAAUUAUUUAUUUAUAUAAAAGUAUAAUCACAAUUGUGUAUAGUGUUUAGAAUAAGAAGUUAGUACUUAGUAA